Molecule: messenger RNA, 699 nt
Organism: Ostertagia ostertagi
Lineage: Eukaryota; Metazoa; Nematoda; Chromadorea; Rhabditida; Trichostrongylidae
Source: the annotation of a GenBank genome assembly
AUGGCCGACUGCGAGGAGAGACGUAACAAUCGGUUCCACUCUUCAAGUUGGCUCAGAAGGGAAACUCCAUUAUGGUACAAAAUGCUAAAAAUGAGUUUCCCACUGAUGGGAGAGAUCAGAACGCCAUGUUGCAUGAGUCCGAAGAACGCCUGUAUUUGUGCUAUGGCUUUUGAAGCGUUGGUAUUGGCUCAAUCAUUAGUUUUUACAAUUGGCUACAUAUCAAAAGGUGAAGCUGUCUAUGACUCAUCACAUGCCUUCUUUUCUGAAAUCGUUAGUUGGGAAUUAUUGAUACCGAUCGUCACCGUACAGGUGAUAUUAUUAAUUAUGAAUCUAGUCUCACUUUUGGCAAUUCGAUGUGUUGUGCCAUACUUUUUAUUACCCUACAUUGCAAUGUCAGUGUUUUCACUGUUCAUAGCAACGGCUAUCAUAGGAGUCACAAUUGAUCGAAUAGUAUGGGUUUUUGGAUGGUCUUGGCCACCGAGUUUGUUAUUACUAUUACUGCUUCUAUAUCUAAUUAUAGAACUUUAUUUCGUCAGCUUGAAGUUAUCUGUGUUUAAGAUACUAGUUAAGCGAAAAAAGGCGGUACAAGGGACAGCGGAGAAGCCGGCAUUAACAGCCGCUGACCCGAUGGACUCGUACAGUCGGCGUUCGACGGUCGUCGUCACGGACGAGUUUCUCCAGUUACCACCUCGUUUCUGA